Messenger RNA from Maylandia zebra (zebra mbuna), 7653 nucleotides. RefSeq names its product leucine-rich repeat kinase 1 (gene lrrk1). NCBI's taxonomy places the organism in Eukaryota, Metazoa, Chordata, Actinopteri, Cichliformes, Cichlidae. Gene Ontology annotation, biological process: protein phosphorylation. The record is from RefSeq and is a predicted model, not a curated record. Gene Ontology annotation, molecular function: ATP binding; protein binding; protein kinase activity.
CCCGACUGCUCAAAAUUCGUCCGGAGUGGAAAGUUUUUUCGUGGAAUCAGGAAGUCCAGUAAAAGAUUGUUGUGAGGUAAUCCGCGGCUGGUAUAUACAGCAACGCUGCAAAACCCUCUCUGCCUCUCACUGGACCUUUCAGGCAUGCGUGGUUAACCUAACUAGUAGCUCCAAGAAGAAUGUCCUACUGGUCUGUUGGUCUUCACCGGGACUCUGGAGACAUUCCCAGCAACAUGGAGCAAAAAAGCAGCCCUGGGGAGGAUAUGGGAGCAAAGGUGUCAUUGGUGGAGGAUACUGGGCCCUGUUCUACACUGCUAACUCACCCCACUUUUAAAAACAUCCAGGCAGCAUAUGAAGAUGGAGAGGAGGACGUUGCCAGGGAGCUGAUUCAACAAGCAUGCUGUGUGGUGUGCAGUGCUGGGACACCGCGCAUUGAUGGGGUACGUCUCCUGUGUGUGGCCACUCAGUAUGGUGAUCGACAGAGUGUGUGUUACCUCCUCAAAGAGGCUUGCAUCCCUGUGCCUCUGGAGCCAUCUAACAGCAACCCUGCUGUUUUGGCAGCGCACUAUGGCCACACCGACUUGGUCAAGGAGCUACUGGACCAUGUUCCCGGUCCAUGCCUGAGGAAAGAUUUGCUCAACUCGAUGCUGGCCACAUCUUGCCAGGAGGGUCACCUCGAUGUGGUUCGUCUGCUGGUCCAGAGCUAUGAUGCUGACGCCAAGGACUGUGCAAUCCAUAGCGAUGAAUUUGCUGUCAUCACUGGCCUGCCACUGUAUGCUGCUUCACAAGCAAAUAAUGAGGAGAUCGCUCUCUUCCUGCUGCAAAACGGAGCAGGGUUCUCUUCAUACACCCUUAUGGACCAUCCAGCCUUCAGCAAACGUAUUCUCAGACUGAAACUGCAGGAAACAUACGAGGCAGAAGGAGACAAGGUUGUCAGUGUGUGUUGGCGUGGUCUUCAGCUGCCUUGGUUGGAGCUGGAUUGGUUCAUGGAUGUCUCUGCGCAUAUCACCCAGCUGGACCUGUCAUCUAACUGCCUGUCUUCUCUGCCCUCCGUGGUGCCCUGGGGUCUCAUCAGUCUGAGGACUUUGGAUCUUUCUAACAAUGAACUUCAGGAGCUUCCUUUAGCAAACAACUCCCAGGAAGUCAUCUGCUCCAGUUUACAACAGGUGAAUCUCUCUGAGAACCAGCUGAGCAGUUUGCCACCUGGACUUCUCCAUCUCACUCACAUCCAGAAACUCUCUGCUGCCAAGAACCAGCUCACAGUUCUGUUUGACCUCCCUAAAACCACUAACUGGAUCGGUCUUCGUAAGCUAGAGGAGCUGGAUGUGUCUGAAAACUGCCUGACCAGUCUGUCCACAGCUGUCAUGCACUGUUUGAAAUCCCUGAGGCUCCUCAAUGUGAGCAGGAACAAGCUGAGCACCUUCCCUGACCCCUGGGCCUGUCCACUGAAGCAAUGCAAAGCUUCUUCCAAUUUGAUUGAGAAUCUUCCAAACACCAUCUCCAUCUUUUGGAGGAAUCAUCUGGAAGAAGUAGACUUCUCUGACAACAGUCUGAAGGAACUUCCUUCAUAUAUCUUUGAACUGGAGGCUGUGGUCUCUUUGAGAUUGUGUGAGAAUUACAUUACAACACUCCCAGCCCCCAAUAAGUGGAAGUGCUCUAAGCUCAAGACACUUGAUCUUUCUCAAAACCAUCUGGGCAAAACAGAGGAUAGUCCCAAAUCCAGGAGACUGGCCUUCCUGACGACGUGGAACAGGAGGGACCCAGACCCAGUGUGUGCAAUAGAGUUCCCUGAUGUUCUGCGUGAUUCACUGGAAUUGCUCUACUUGAAUGACAACCAGCUGGAAUGUGUUCCCCAAUCAGUCUGUGGUCUGCACAAUCUCAAUGAACUCUACCUCUCAAAUAAUCCUGGAAUCCGGGAGCUUCCAACAGAGCUUGGUCAGCUCUCCAGUCUGUGGCAGCUGGACAUCGAAGACCUCAACAUUACUAAUGUUCCACAUGAAAUAAGAAAAGAAGGUCCUGCAUCGGUCCUGGCUUUCCUCCGGGCACAGCUUCGAAAAGCAGAGCGUUGUAAACUGUUAAAGAUGCUGGUGAUUGGUCCACCACGGCAGGGCAAGUCAGCCCUCCUUGAGGCUCUGCAGACUGGCAAAGCCUCCCCCUUCACCCCAGCAGAAUGUAGCAUCUCCACCUCUGUCUGGGAGCUGGAUAAACCUAGUGGAGGCAAGAACAAAAAAGACUCUGUGAUUUUCAAUGUGUGGGACAUUGGUGGUCAGGCCAGCAUGUCCACAGUGAAUCAGUGUUUCUUUACUGAUAAGGCUUUGUAUGUGGUCAUCUGGAACCUUGCAAUGGGAGAGGAAGCUGUGGCCAACCUGCAGACAUGGCUGCUCAACAUAGAGGCUCGGGCCCCUAACUCUGCAGUGAUUGUAGUGGGAACACAUCUGGAUCUUAUUGAUACCAAGUUUCGUACGGAGAGACUGGCGACACUGAGGGCUUACGUUUUGGCUCUGUGUCGAUCCCCAUCAGGGACUCGAGCUGCUGGUUACCCUGAUAUCACCUACAAACACUUGCAUGAAGUGUCCUGUAAAACUCUGGAGGGAUUUGAUGGUCUAAAGAUGCUGAUCUACCAAGUGGUUCUCUCCAUGAAAGAUAACAGCAGCUUAGCCUGUGGUGGCAAACUGCUAGGCAGACUGAUUCCCAGAAGCUACCUGGCACUCCAGGAAAUAGUCAUAGCCGAGAAGGAGAGGCGACAUUCCGAAGGAGAGGUCCAGUACCUAACUGAUGCACAGCUAAAUGACAUCAUUGAACAAAACCCAGGAAGUGACAUCAGAGAUUACGAAGACCUGCAGACUGCGAUCGGUUUCUUGAUAGAAACUGGAACCUUGCUCCACUUUCCUGACACCAGCCAUGGGCUUUGCACUCUCUACUUCCUAUGUCCCGUGUGGCUGUCGGAAUGCUUGGAGAGGAUCGUACACCUCAAAUCCUCUCGAUAUAUAGCAAGAAAUGGAGUGAUCCAAACUGAAGACCUCAGGAUGCUUUUGGUAGGAACAGGGUUCACACAGCAGACAGAGGAACAGUAUUUCCAAUUUCUGGCCAAGUUUGAGAUUGCCCUGCCUGUGGCCAACAACAGCUAUCUGCUGCCCCAUCUACUUCCCCCUAAGCCAGCCCUGGACAUUCAUGGCUUCCGCCAGCAGACCCACAACACCCUCAAACGCCUUUUCAAGAUGAGCUUCGUUCCUGCUGGAUUUUGGGAGCGUUUCAUUGCCAGGAUGCUUAUAAGCCUCCAAGAAAUGGACAUGCAGUCAUUUGAAAGCAAAAUAAAAAGCACCAGGAGCCGGCACAGCAGGAAUUCUGUGAUCUACAGCUUUACCGGAUCACAACAGAGGAGCCGCUGUAGCACCUUUAGAGUCCGACGCAGCCAGACUAUCUACUGGAAGGAAGGACUUCUCGUCACUUUCGAUGGAGGUUACCUCAGUGUGGAGUCAUCGGAUGUUAACUGGAAGAGGAAGAAGAGUGGAGGCAUAAAAAUUAUCUGUCAGUCAGAGACCAGGGAUUUCUCUGCUAUGGCGUUCAUCACAGACCAUGUCAACUCUCUGAUAGAGCAGUGGUUCCCAGCUUUGACUGGCAGUGAAAGUGAUGGGAGUCUUCUUGUAGAGCAGUAUGCCCCUUGUUCUCUCUGUGCCUCCCUGGGCCAAAAGAAUCAGGUUGAGUUCCCAGCCAAUGAACACAGCAAGGAUGGAGAUGGUGUAAAAUGUGAAGAUGACAAAGGAAGAGAAGCAGGGGUCUAUUAUUUUAACAUGGAGGACUGCGUACUGGCUGCAGUGGAGAAGGAACACAUCGUGUGUCCUCUGCAUCCCGAUCAGCCAGUUCCUCUUCAAGAGCUGGUCCCAGAACUCUUCAUGACUGACUUCCCUGCACGGCUCUUUUUGGAGAAGUCCCAGCUGGAGUAUUCUGAGGAGGAAAAUGACAUCCUUGGCCAGGGUGGCAGUGGGACCAUUAUCUAUCGAGCCCGAUAUAGUAACCAGCCAGUAGCUAUCAAACGCUUCCACUUCAAGAAGUGUCAACACCAGGCAAUCAGCGAGACAGACACCAUGGUGAAACACCUCCAGUCUGCAAAUGCCUAUCGGAGUUUUGCUGAGUUUCGCCAGGAAUCCAGUACAUUGCACUCUCUCCAGCAUCCCUGCAUUGUCUCGCUAGUGGGCAUCAGCAUUCAUCCACUCUGCUUCGCCCUACAGUUAGCCCCCUUGGGUAGCCUCAACACAGUGUUGGAGGAAAAGCACAAAGGCAAAAGCUUCAAGUACAUGCCGCUUGGACACAUGCUAACCUUCAAAGUAGCCUAUCAGAUUGCAGCAGGACUGGGAUACCUUCACAGAAAGAGCAUCAUCUUCUGUGACCUCAAAUCUGAUAACAUUCUGGUGUGGUCUCUGGAGGUGCAGGACACGGUCAAUGUUAAACUGUCUGACUAUGGGAUCUCUCGACAAUCCUUCCAUGAGGGGGCUUUGGGAGUUGAAGGCACACCGGGCUACCAGGCUCCUGAGAUCCGACCAGGCAUCGUGUAUGAUGAGAAGGUGGACAUGUUCUCCUAUGGCAUGGUGAUGUAUGAGCUCCUGUCUGGGCGGAGGCCAGCGCUGGGACACCACCAGCUUGAGAUAGCAAAGAAGCUCUCGAAAGGUAUUCGGCCAGUGCUGGGUAGUCCACAAGAGGUUCAGUUCUGCUGCCUGCACAACCUGAUGACUGAAUGCUGGGACACUAAACCUGAGAAGAGGCCAGUGGCAAUGCAUUGUGUGAGGCAGAUGAAGGAGCCUAGCUUUGCCUGCCUCAGGUAUGUAUUGCCCUGUGACGUCAACUCUCAGCUCUUCCUGUCCCAGCUCCAAGGAUAUAGUGCUGUGUUCUGGAAUGACGAUAAGGAGGACAGGAACUACAGUGUGGUGAAUGUUAACAAGGGUCAGGUGGAGGUGAAGAGGAUGGCCUGUCCAGGUAGCAGGAUUAGCUGUCACAUGAAGAUGGGGAACACUCUGUGGAUGGCAACUGAGGAACAGGAGGUGUUCAUCUACAGUCUGAAGGACAUGUGUCCACUCAGUCAACCCCAGAAGCAGUUCUCCUGUCCCGCCAUCAUCACUUGUUUGUUUCCUGUUUCAGCGAGAGAGCAGAGCCUGGACAAAGUGUUUGCAGGGAUGUCGGACGGUCUGUUGGCGGUGUAUAACGUAGUGGAGGACCUUCCACUAGAAGGAGAAACAUACAUCUGCUCCCACACCCUGAAUAAGACAGUGUUUGGUCUGAAGGAUUCAGAUCCCAGGCAGAGACCUUAUCCCAUCAGGACCAUGGCUCUCGUUGGCAGUGGAUCCCAGUUAUGGUUCUCCAAUGGCCCGGGCCUGCUAGUUAUAGACUGUCUGAGUCUUCAGGCAGUUUAUAGGCUGGAGACCUAUAGCCCACCAUCUUCCGUCAUAUCUUUGGAAACCAGCUUUAGUCUAUGGGGAGAAGAAGCAGUCUGGACUUUGGAUGACUACACGAACACCCUCUUGCUCUACCAUGCUGCCUCCUACGAGCUCUGUGCCAAGUACUGCUGCGGGGACAGCAGUCCUCUACGGAGUGUCUUUACUGUGCAGCGUCCCGCGGGGCUAACACCAAUGGCAGUGAGCGAUCUCAAAUCCACACACCAGAAAGAGAAGCCAGAGUGGUCCAAUGAAAAAGUGACAUUGAUCUUCAAUGAGCAGGCAGGUACUCAGAUGAUCCAGCACCAGGAUUCACUCACAGACUACUGUUCUAUAUCAUCUGCUUGCUCCUUGGAGCCAGUAGAGUUAGACUCUUCAAGCAGCAUACACCACAGCUCGUUUGGCAGCUGCAGUGGUGUCUUACAACCUGCAGACCUGGAGGAGAUAGAGAGGAACCACAAACGCCAGUCAUCCUCCAAAUCUUAUGGUCUGGAAUCUGCAGAAACUAUGAACCCUACCGCACCUCAUCUUCAAGCUUUCACAGUGCUGCAAGUCAGUGGAACUCUAUGGAUCCCCAGGCGUGGAGGUGAUGUGAUGGUCAUCGAAAUACAGCCACUUGCUAAUCAGCUACAGGGCCGCGUCAUUGCUGUCCUCACUCCGCCUGGAUGUUCGUAUUUGGGAAUCCUGAGGGAAGCAGCGCUAGUGGCGAAGGACACAGUCGUAUGUGGUUUUCAGAAGGAAAACAUGGAGUGGUGCCUGUGUGUCUGGAGGGCCUGGGGCUGCUCGGAGCUGGAAGUCUUCUACCAGUCCUAUGAGAAGCUGGGCCACUUGGAGACCAACAUGAGGAAAAGAAAGUAGUCGUUUUGUUGCAACAGCAAGGUGCAUAAUCCAAUCUCUGUAUGGCAGCUGAGCCAAGGGGAAUGCACCCUGACAGACUGCCAGUGUUCAGAGUUGGGGGUUGUGGAGCACUGACAUCAGGGCAACCUGUGAGGCAAACCGGGUCUCCAAUGAGGGAUGAUCUUGAAGCUGGACACCACUUCAGUACAAUCAUAACUUUAAACCAGAAAAAUUCUGCGAAAAUAUAAAAACCAUGAAGCUGAAUCACAGAAUAAACUUUGGUUGAUGGUUGUGAUUCAGUUCAAGAUGUGGUUGAGUAUGUUGUGAGGUGUUUGAUGCUGACUUUACCCCAUCAUUGUUUCUUAGCCUGUUUAAGUCUUCCUAAAGCUCAGUAUACGUUCUGGAGGUGACACAGUGCUGGGAGACUCUGAGACAACAGACACCGAUUAUUUAAAUUAAGUGAUUUAAGAUAGUGCUGUUGUUCCAACUCUGUGUUGCUGUAAGCAGACAGCAAGUCGUAAAUGUGUUGCUGGCUGUUAUAGUUUAAGUCUAUAUUUGCUAAAUUUCUUCAGUUUUGUUUUAAACGGUGCCAUGUGAACCUGGAUGCAAGCUGCAGCUCAAACUGUAAACAGCAAACUAACAUCCGCGAAUGUGCAACAUUAUUAUGCAAGUUUCUCAGUCUUCACCAUGAAAAUGUUUUAUCGGAUUCUUACACAUAAAACAUUUUGUGUAAAUGAAGCUCUGUGGUCCUCGCUGCUUCUCUAUUGUGAUCUGUAAAACACCAGAAAGGAUUCAGCAUGUUCAACAGUUCACCUCCCUAAUAAGUAGCAGCUUUUGUUGUUACUGGCCUUCACAGGGUUCAAAUUACACUCAGUUGCACAAGAGACUCACAGGACCGACUUUCUUUCCCAGGAUGACAAAUACUGUUGUUUUGCCAAAACUAUUAGUAUUUCAGAGAUAAGCACAAGGUGUACUCUAGCAAUGGUCAUGGCAAUAUUAGAGGUAAAGAGCAAAUGUUCCAGUGUGAAAGGCCAAGAAAGUCCUCACAUUCAUGUACCAUUUGGGAGGGUGGUAUUUGUAAUUAUUUAAGUUUGUUCACUCAUAGGUUCAGGAAAGUAUUUGUGUUCUGAUUAAAAUAUGUUCACUGUAAACGUUUUACCUGCACACUGCAUGUAUAUGUAAUGUUCUGGGGUCAUAUUUUAAUAAUGUUUCUUAUGUUGUGUGACCAGCCUCACAUUAUGCAGACAACAGAUGCUUGUUGUGCUUUUUUUCUUUUUAAUUGCCUUAAUACAAAAAAUGUUCUUAUCUCAUCAGAAUGUAAUUGUUAUCUUAUCAGCUGUACAUAAUUCAUUCUUUUUUCAUUUUAUUGUCAACAAAUAAAUAACAGAAU